GACUGCUGCUCUGCUUUUGCUUGCUUGUGCGACGAGCUCUGUGUGAAAAGAAAGCCAAAUUUUCGGCUGCUCCGCGAAGACAAGUUUUAUAUUUUUUUCCCUUCAAACUUAUUCAAUGAAAAUUAAUCAAUUAAAACUAUUUCAAAUAUAAAUUAAUUGUGUCUAUCAUGUGAUUCAUAAAUUUGUUAUGCUACAAAAUUGAAAGUCUUGCAGUGUCUAUCCUGUCCGCCGCCGAAUGAGAAUCACACAUUUCAUGAAAACUUAAUGUUAUCUUUUGACAAAUAGAAUUGUGCCCGAGUCCCCGAAGAAGAUCUACUGACUGAUCCAGAUUGAGGAAAGGGAAGAAGCAUCGCGAGAAAGAUACAAACACAACCUUUGUCGAUCAUGGGCAAGAGAAUAGCUCCUGAACAGCAAGCUGUCACAGCUGGUAGGAAACGCAAACGAGUUUGCAAUGACUUUCAGCAGCAGGAUACUACUAAAAGUGAACAGGUGAAGUGGGCGGGGGAUUCGUCUUCAUCGCCUAAAUCGUCGCCGCCGCAGACGCCGACAGAGACUAAGAAUAAACAGCUUGCUGUUUUAAAUGCUUCGUUCGAUGAUAACUCUCCCCAGCCAGUUUAUCAUUUGAGGCAAAGUAUGGUCAGUGGAAUUGUGCUUGAGGAUUUAACCGCAAAGAAAUGGAGGCUCGGUAAACCCAUAGGAAAAGGCAACUUUGGAGAAAUAUUUUUAGCAUCAGAUAAUGUGUCGGUGCCCGUUACAAGCGAAAAUGCUGAGUAUGUUGUCAAAAUUGAGCCACAUUCGAAUGGGCCCUUGUUCGUAGAAAUUCAUUGUCUCCUGAAUACGGCAAAGAAAAAUGACGAAAAUCCACUGCCACCUGGAAUGCCAGAAUAUAUAGCAUCUGGAUCUCACUACUUUGGAGAAAACCGCUAUCGAUUCCUUGUGAUUAAACGUUUCGAUCGUGAUUUGCAUUCGUUGAUUAAGAAUCGACGAAUAACCCAAAAGUCGGUAUUAACUUUAGCCCUGCAAAUCCUAGAUGUACUGCAGCAUUUACACGAUAAGGGAUAUUGCCACAACGAUAUCAAAGCACAAAACUUGAUGAUAUCGAAAUGCACUUACCGCAAGAGUCACUUGAUUUAUGGAAGAAUAAACAUGGAUGAAGAAAAUGACAAAAAAGGCAAAGUAAAUGUGAAAAAUUACAGCGGUAGUGAAUAUAGUGACAACGAUAGUGGUAAUAGCUCCGAUGAUGAAGAUUUUGAUGAAGUUAAAAAGGAAGAAGAUGAAGAUGAUGAGGAUGAUGACGAUGAGGACGAGGAUGAGGACAAUGAGGAGGAUGAUGAAGAUGAUGAUGAGGAAAGCAAAGAUUCAGAUAUGUAUAAGACACCAGUUAACAAAAAGAACCGCAUUAAACCUACUAUCCAAUAUAGUGGAUCGAAUCCUGUAAGUUCGAAAUUUCCGGUUCGUUCAUGCAGACGUGACAAAAGAAACUCAAUCUAUGACGAAAUGGUAAAAUCACAUUAUCUGCGGCCAGCCAAGCGAAUCUGUUAUUCUGAGUUCUUCAACGAAGACAAUUCCAAAGAUGACACUGAUGUAGAAAAAACAACAGUUCGUCGACAAGUGCGAAAUUCUGCCCGAAAAUCAGGAUUGUCGUCAAAGAAUAAGAGCUACAUUUUGAUUUCGAGUGAUGAGGAAAACGAGGAUGACGACGACAAGAGUGCAGCCGACGACGAUGAGCUCAUAACAGAGGAACGCGUGUGUCUCAUUGAUUUUGGUCUAGCAUCGAAAUUUAUGGACAAUGGUGUCCAUCGACCAUUUGUAAUGGAUCAACGUCGAGCACACGAUGGAACCUUGGAAUUUACAUCGCGCGACGCCCACAUGGGCGCUCAUUCGCGACGCAGCGAUCUCGAAUGUCUAGGUUACAAUUUGGUGUAUUGGUCACAAGGCUAUCUGCCAUGGCGGGAUGCAGCUGCCCAGCAUCAGAACGAAAAGGUGCACUGGGUCAAGGAGUAUCUGAUGAAGGAUGUCAAGGAAAUGCUGAAGCACGUCUAUGGCAAACAAGUUCCUAAAUAUUUGGGCGAGUAUUUGGAAUAUAUAGGCCAAUUAGCAUACCACGAAAGACCAGAUUACGACAAAUGCCGUCGUAUUUUCCUGCGAGAAUAUGUCUCUUUGGGCUACAAAGCCAAUGACAUACAUUUAAGUACGGAAGAGAUGCUCAAGACAUCAGUUAAGGUCAAAGAGGAAAUCGAAAACAAUAAUGUUAUCGAAACGAAGAACAUAAAGAGUAUUAUGAAGAAUUUGAACGUGAUCAUGCCAUUCCAUGAAAGUACUCUAUCCAAUCGAGUAUCACCUAAGAAUCUGCGUUCGAAAUCUGCCAAGAAAAAGUCCUCAAGGAAGAAGUUCUCGUGGACGGAAAUUCUCUCCCAGGAUCCCGAUCAAAUAGCCAGAGAUCGUGCUGAGAAGGAGUUCGACCGCGAUCCAAUUAUCGAGACCCCAUUAAUCCGCUAUGAAGGCAAACCAACCUACGCCAUUCUUGAGAUACAAAACCGACUGAAAUUCAAAGAUCGCAUUGCCGCAUUCGCCGCCGAUGGGGAUCAUUCUGAUGUUGAAGAGCCACCCGUUACACAUAAUAAACCCUAUUCGAUGAAGAAGCGUAAUACAUUACCUGUCAUAAGUGAAUUGGCACCAACGCGAAAUAGUGUAAAUUGUAACGGAAGUAGUAACAAUAAGGCUGUUGGUGGUGGUGCAGGAGCGCCGCCACCGCCGCCGCCGUCCUCUAGGUCCACCCGAACAAAAGCUGGUCUAAAGACGUCAAACACAACACCAUUGGUAGCAAAUACAACUAGUACAAAGCGUGCAACUGAAUCCAACUCGAACGCAACGCACCUAACAACUAAAAACACACCCAUAUUAACCGAUAACAAGAAACAGCGUCGUACUAGGCGUUGCCUCAUAAAGACUGGAAGCACUGGCGACUUCACAACAACCGAUGAAUCGUCGUGCAGUAGCAUUAAUUCAAACAGCAUCUCCAUAAGUACUAAUCAUCAAAAUGCAGUCGUUAAGAUAAAGGACAUAGACAAAUCAGGAUUGACCAAACUCAAGAGCAGCCGAAGAAGAAAGGUGGUCAAUCGCAGCGAUCGUUGUUCCAGCACUGACCGCAGUUCGAAUAAUUCUUCCAAUGUAAAUAGCGACGAUGACACCAGCAAUUUCAGUGAUCAUGUGACUCUAUUCAGUCCCAAGAAGAAACCUCGAGCAACAAAAAAGCAACACAACAAUAAAAUGCUUCACUCUGCGAAAAAUUCUUCGUCUUCUUCGCCAACAUUAUUAGAAAAUAACGAAGACGUUGUUGGGGCGAAGAGACGAAAGCGUAGUAUACCCAAAAAACGAAAGAGUUCUACUAAAGACGACUGCUCCUUGGGCGAGGGCGAGUUAGACGAAAGAGAUUUGCGAACAUUCAAGAAACGAGCUUGCCGGGGAUGAAAUUGAAUUCAAACAUCCACAUAAAUAUUUCUAUUAUAAAUUGUAGUUUGCUUGUAAUGAGAGAAAAGAGAAAGAAAAAAAAAAAACACUUAAAAACUUAACUGUUUCUACGUACUAGUGAUAAUUAAAAUAUUAAAUAAUAAAUAUAUUUAGAAGAACAUAAAAAAAACACUAAAUAACACAACAUAUGUGUAUUAUGUGUACAAAUUCAUUCAUUGGUAAAUUUAUUAUAUUUUAUCCUGUUAGGUAUUACAUUUAUUAUAUACAUAAAAUAAAAUAAAUACAAAAAUUACUCCUUUGAAAUCGGUCUAUCCAAAUUUUAAAUUACCGAAGGAACACUUGAGGAAACCUAUUAAAAUUAUUAUUGUAGCGUUAAGAUAUAAAAUAUUAUCAAAAUGAUACACAACAUGAAUUAAAAAGAAAAUAAUUCUAAACAGUAAAAAAAAAACAA
This is a messenger RNA of Eupeodes corollae, 3922 nucleotides long. RefSeq names its product AT-rich interactive domain-containing protein 4B (gene bsd). Gene Ontology annotation, biological process: signal transduction; peptidyl-serine phosphorylation. NCBI's taxonomy places the organism in Eukaryota, Metazoa, Arthropoda, Insecta, Diptera, Syrphidae. Gene Ontology annotation, cellular component: nucleus; cytoplasm. Gene Ontology annotation, molecular function: ATP binding; protein serine/threonine kinase activity. The transcript is spliced from 6 exons. The coding region runs from base 385 to 3471 and encodes 1028 amino acids. The record is from RefSeq and is a predicted model, not a curated record.